Messenger RNA from Umbelopsis ramanniana AG, 778 nucleotides. RefSeq lists its product as uncharacterized. Lineage: Eukaryota; Fungi; Mucoromycota; Umbelopsidomycetes; Umbelopsidales; Umbelopsidaceae. The record is from RefSeq and is a predicted model, not a curated record. Gene Ontology annotation, biological process: autophagy of mitochondrion. The transcript is spliced from 4 exons. Gene Ontology annotation, cellular component: mitochondrial outer membrane. The coding region runs from base 32 to 691 and encodes 219 amino acids.
GGCAUACCUUUUCUCUCGUCUUGCCCUCAGUAUGCUUCGUACAGCUUUCCGACCGCUGGGAACGUCCAUUCUUUGCCGAAGCUCAAUGUCUUCAGUCAGCGUGGCUCCUAGAGCUAUGCCAAUUGCCGCCAUAAGUCGCCGCACGAUAACACAAAAAACAACACAGUUGCCAAAGUCAUGGGUGCUCUCCAAGUCAGUAGUACCAGCGUCCAGUUCGACCAUAUUGGCCAUGGUCAUGGCUGCUACUGCUACCCCGCUGGCUAUGAAGAAGCCGGUGUUGUGCCAAGCGUUUGCCAGCCCGGUUCAGGAGCCGUUUGACCCUUCUACUAAUGUUGGAAACAGAGACAAAGGCGCGGCCAAAUCUUUACUACACACCGGCGAGCUCACGUUUGGAGGCUUUCUUGGAGUAUGCACUGGGUACUUGAUUAAAAAAGUUGGAAAGCUGUUUGCCUUGAUGGUUGGUGUGGGCUUUGUUUUUCUUCAGUACUGCUCUUCAAAAGGAUUUGUGUCAGUGCACUGGGAAGCGAUUGAAAAUAAUUGGCGAGGAGGAUUGGAUGCUGAUCGGGACGGCCGAGUCAGCAAAGCCGAUCUCAAGCGCAAAUGGGGUACAUUUACUGGGUUUUUGACCCAUAAUUUGCAAUUUAAAUCAUCUUUCAUGGUUGGUUUCUAUGCUGGUAUUCGCUAUGGAUAGAUUCCUUCCUAUGUAAAAAAAUUCAGCUGUAGUUUUUGUCAUAAAAAGGCUUGUCUUUACCUAACGUGGAUUUUUCUCUUGUGUGCC